Molecule: messenger RNA, 2034 nt
Organism: Guillardia theta CCMP2712
Lineage: Eukaryota; Cryptophyceae; Pyrenomonadales; Geminigeraceae
Product: cysteinyl-tRNA synthetase
Exons: 11
Coding region: 1-2034 (677 amino acids)
Biological process (GO): cysteinyl-tRNA aminoacylation
Cellular component (GO): cytoplasm
Molecular function (GO): ATP binding; cysteine-tRNA ligase activity
Source: RefSeq, a predicted model, not a curated record
AUGCCGCUCAUGGUGUCCAACACGCUGACCAGCGGCAAGGUGGAAUUCAAACCCAAGGACGGCAACACCGUUCGCUGGUACAUCUGCGGGCCCACGGUCUACGACAGCUCUCACUUGGGGCAUGCUCGGACGUACGUGGCAUUCGACGUGAUCCGCCGUAUCCUUGAGAACUUCUUCGGGUUUGACAUCUUCUGCGUUAUGAACAUCACGGAUGUGGACGACAAGAUCAUCCUCCGAGCAAGGAGGAACCAUUUGCUCAAGAUAUACAAGGAGAGCUGUCCUCCUCUAGCUAAGGACAAACUUGCUAAGUUAGAAGAGGAUCUAGCAAAGGAAACGAAAUCAGUCAGAGUUGGCGACUUGUUGGCAUCGAAGCUGGACGAGGAGCAAGGAGCAGAGAUCCGAGACCAGCAAAUCUUUCGCUCGCACGCAGCAUUCUAUGAGCAAGAGUACCACGAGGACAUGAAGUCGCUCGGCGUCCGGCCUCCCGACGUGCUCACGCGCGUCACCGAGUUCAUUCCUCAGAUCGUCUCCUACAUCCAGAAGAUCAUCGACAACGGCUUCGCCUAUGAGGCGCAGGGCUCUGUCUACUUCGACAUCCGCUCCUUCAGCAAGACCCACAGCUACCGGAAGCUGUCUUGGAACGAAGCCUCGAUGCUCUCUGCGCUGGCGGAGGCGGAAGGAGCGCUGUCAUCGGGAGAAGGAAAGAGGACCGAGUUCGACUUCGCGCUGUGGAAGAAGUCGAAGCCGGGAGAGCCCUCUUGGGAGAGCCCGUGGGGAGGGGGCAGGCCGGGCUGGCACAUCGAGUGCUCAGUGAUGGCAUCGGAGAUUCUGGGGGACACGCUGGACAUCCACGGGGGUGGAAUUGACCUGUGCUUCCCUCACCAUGACAACGAGCUAGCACAAGCGGAAGCCUACUACGGGCAUCAGCAGUGGGUGAACUACUUCCUGCACAGCGGGCACCUGUACAUCGGGUACCAGAAGAUGUCCAAGUCGCUCAAGAACUUCUUCACCAUCCGUGAGAUCCUCAAGGGAGGGAGCACGAUGAAGGUCUCGGAGGAGGAGAGUGUCGUGCUGCCCGCCUACUCCCCCCGUCAGCUCCGCAUCCUCUUCAUGAUGCACGAGUGGGACAAGCCCAUGUACUUCUCCAAGGACACGCUGGACGUUGCGGUGGGGAAGGAGAAGACCUUCAAGGAGUUCUUCGGGGCCGUCAAGGCCAUGGCCAGGGAGGACGUGAAGGGCGUCUCGUCUCUUCCGCAGGCAUGGGGGGAAGCGGAGAACGUGCUGAACCGCAAGAUCGAGGACGCUCAGAAGGAGAUUGCUGCUGCUCUUGCCGACAACUUCAACACGCCGCAGGCCCUCCUGCGGCUUCAGGACCUCGUGACCUCUUGCAACAUCUACAUGAACAGCCCCGACGCCCGCGCCAAGUUCCUCCUUGUGAACAAGGCUGCCGUCUACAUCUCCAAGAUCUUCCGGGUCCUCGGCAUCGACGACAACGGCUCUGACUUCCCCUUCCUCACCAGCGCGGGGGCGGGAGGGGACGAGGAGGUUCUGUCCUCCGCCCUCGACGCCUUCUGCUCCCUCAGGGAGGACAUCAGAGCCGCGGCCCGAGCGAAGGAGGAGGCGGCAAGCGCUGGAUCAGCCGCCUCCGACUACCUCGAGCUCUGCGACAGGGUUCGCGACGACGUGCUGCCUGCCAUCGGGGUUCGCCUCGAGGACAGGCCCGACGGGUUCCUUUGGAAACUCGACGACCCGGAAGUCCUUGCGAGAGAGAGGCAGCAGAAGCUGAUGCAGGCUGCCGAAGCGCAGAAGAAGAAAGUAGAGAACAAGCUUGAAAAGGUGAGGAAGGAGCUGGAGAAGUGGAGCGGGUGCAGCGUAGCAGCGGGAGAAAUGUUCAAACCUCUCACAGACAAGUACUCCAAGUUUGACGACCAGGGCAUCCCCACGCACAACGCAGCAGGAGAGGAGCUGAGCAAGAAACAGCGACAGGCAUCUCACACCUUGAGAGAGGAGCAGCUCAAAGCUCUCACUACAUGA